Molecule: messenger RNA, 450 nt
Organism: Suillus fuscotomentosus
Lineage: Eukaryota; Fungi; Basidiomycota; Agaricomycetes; Boletales; Suillaceae
Product: acyl-CoA N-acyltransferase
Exons: 5
Biological process (GO): N-terminal peptidyl-glutamic acid acetylation
Cellular component (GO): NatA complex
Molecular function (GO): protein N-terminal-serine acetyltransferase activity; protein-N-terminal-glutamate acetyltransferase activity
Source: RefSeq, a predicted model, not a curated record
CCGAAGGAUCUCACCAAAAUACAGCAAUGCAACUUGCACAAUCUUCCUGAGAACUACCACAUGAAAUAUUGGGCCUACUCCUUUAUAACUUGGCCAGAAGUCUCGUAUCUUGCAGAGGACAGCAGUGGCCGCGUAGUAGGCUAUGUACUCUCGUCGAUGUGGGUGAAGCCAGAUGAACAAUUCCCUUGGUUGCAAGUCGGUCAUGUCAACUCUUUAUCCGUACUCCGAACAUAUCGUAGGCUAGGUCUUGCGAAGCGAUUAAUGCUGCUUUCGCAAAAGGCCAUGAUCGAUUCAUACAACAUAGAGUACAUCCAGCUUCACGUACGCAAGUCUAAUCGAGCUGCCUUCACUCUGUACCGCGAUAAACUUGGCUUUCAAAUUCACAGGAAAGAGGUCGGAUACUAUGGUGAUGGUGAAGAUGCAUACUCAAUGAGGAUCGUCUUGAAACCA